This is a messenger RNA of Acinonyx jubatus (cheetah), 1984 nucleotides long. Its product is annotated as T-complex protein 1 subunit zeta-like. Gene Ontology annotation, cellular component: chaperonin-containing T-complex. The record is from RefSeq and is a predicted model, not a curated record. Gene Ontology annotation, molecular function: ATP-dependent protein folding chaperone; ATP hydrolysis activity; ATP binding. Gene Ontology annotation, biological process: protein folding. NCBI's taxonomy places the organism in Eukaryota, Metazoa, Chordata, Mammalia, Carnivora, Felidae.
GCCCAAUACUGAGAAGACCCGGGUAGCGCCUCCAGGCCACACUGAGCCCGCUUUAGGCACUCCGCAUGCUGGGUCUCCUCCUCUUCCUGUGGUGGUUAGCUAUGGCGGCCGUUAAGACCCUGAACCCCAAGGCCGAAGUAGCCAGAGCCCAGGUGGCGCUGGUGGUCAACAUCAGCGCGGCCCGGGGACUGCAGGAUGUGCUGAGGACCAACUUGGGGCCUAAAGGCACCAUGAAGAUGCUUGUUUCUGGUGCUGAAGACAUCAAGCUUACUAAAGAUGGCAAUGUGCUGCUUCAUGAAAUGCAAAUUCAACAUCCAACAGCCUCCUUAAUAGCCAAAGUAGCAACAGCCCAGGAUGACAUAACUGGUGAUGGUACCACUUCCAAUGUCCUAAUCAUUGGAGAACUACUGAAACAGGCGGAUCUCUACAUUUCUGAAGGUCUUCAUCCCAGAAUAAUAACAGAAGGAUUUGAAGCUGCAAAGGAAAAGGCACUUCAGUUUUUGGAACAAGUCAAAAUAAGCAAAGAAAUGGACGGAGAAACACUUAUAGAUGUGGCCAGAACAUCUCUACGUACUAAAGUGCAUGAUGAACUUGCUGAUGUCUUAACAGAGGCUGUGGUGGAUUCCAUUUUGGCCAUUAAAAAACAAGAUGAACCUAUUGACCUCUUCAUGGUUCAGAUUAUGGAGAUAAAACAUAAAUCUGAAACUGACAGAAGCUUAAUCAGAGGUCUUGUUUUAGACCAUGGGGUGCGGCAUCCUGAUAUGGAAAAAGAAAAAAAAAGAGUAGAAGAUUCAUACAUCCUCACGUGCAAUGCGUCAUCAGAAUAUGAAAAAACAGAAGUGAAUUCAGGCUUUUUUUUUUUUUACAAGAGUGCAGAAGAGAGAGAGAAGCUUGUAAAAGCUGAAAGAAAAUUCAUUGAAGAUAGAGUUACAAAAAUAAUAGAACUGAAAAAGAAAGUCUGUGGUGAUUCAGAUAAAGGAUUCGUGGUUAUUAAUCAAAAGGGAAUUGACCCCUUUUCCUUAGAUGCUCUUGCAAAAGAAGGCAUAGUAGCUCUGCGGAGGGCUAAAAGGAGAAAUAUGGAAAGGCUGACUCUUGCUUGUGGUGGAGUAGCUCUAAAUUCUUUUGAUGACCUAAAUCCUGAUUGUUUGGGACAUGCAGGACUUGUCUAUGAAUAUACAUUGGGAGAAGAGAAAUUCACCUUUAUUGAGAAAUGUAACAACCCUCGCUCUGUCACAUUAUUGGUCAAAGGACCAAAUAAGCACACACUCACUCAAAUCAAACAUGCAAUAAGAGAUGGCUUGAGGGCUGUUAAAAAUGCUAUUGAUGAUGGCUGUGUAGUUCCAGGUGCUGGUGCAGUGGAAGUGGCAAUGGCAGAAGCCUUGAUUAAAUAUAAGCCCAGUGUAAAGGGCAGGGCCCAGCUUGGAGUGCAAGCAUUUGCUGAUGUAUUGCUCAUUAUUCCCAAGGUUCUUGCUCAGAAUUCUGGUUUUGACCUUCAAGAAACUAAAGUUCAAGCAGAACAUUCAGAAUCAGGUCAACUUGUAGGUGUGGACUUGAACACAGGUGAGCCAGUGGUAGCUGCUGAAGUAGGCAUAUGGGAUAACUAUUGUGUAAAGAAACAGCUUCUUCACUCCUGCACUGUGAUUGCCACCAACAUUCUCCUGGUUGAUGAGAUCAUGCGAGCUGGAAUGUCUUCUCUAAAAGGUUGAAUUGAAGCUUCCCUUGUGUCAUUUGUAUCAUGAAGACUACAGAGUGAUCCUAAGAAUGUAGCUAUGGAAUUUUCGUCCAAGCUUCAAAUGAUUUUCAAAAGCAUUUUCCUUUCCCAUACGAAAAAGAGAACACUGACACUCAAAUUUUGAAGUUCUGAAAUUAUUAUUACAGUAUUUAUUUAAAUUUCACUGCAGUGUACACCAUUAAGCAGGCUGUUUUCACCCAAUGAACAGGAUGUUUUGCUUUAGCUUCCAUGAUCUAAAGGUACCAUGUUAGA